AAAAAAAGUCAUGUUUUCAGGUGAGACACAAAAGAUGAAUAUGUAUCAAGCCAUAAAUCACGGGCUUACUGUCGCAUUGGAAAACGAUCCACGUUCAGUGGUGUUUGGCGAGGAUGUGGCGUUUGGAGGUGUCUUCCGUUGCACGAUGGAUUUGAAGAAACGUUUCGGUGCUGAUCGUGUCUUUAAUACACCUCUUUGUGAGCAAGGAAUUGCCGGUUUUGGAAUUGGAUUAGCCAACGCGGGGAUAUCGGCGAUUGGCGAAAUACAAUUCGCGGACUACAUAUUUCCCGCUUUCGACCAGUUGGUAAACGAAGCAGCUAAAAUGAGGUAUCGAAGCGGCAAUAUGUUUGACUGUGGUAAACUAACAAUUCGCGCGCCUUGCGGAGCGGUCGGUCACGGCGGCCUUUAUCAUUCCCAGAGCCCGGAAGCUUACUUCGCGCACACUCCUGGCUUGAAGAUCGUCGUGCCACGCGGAGCGAUGCACGCGAAGGGUCUCCUAUUGAGUUGCAUCGACGAGCCAGAUCCUUGCAUUAUAUUCGAGCCUAAAAUUCUAUAUCGCACAGCGAUCGACGAGGUGCCCGUGGCACAUUACAAGAUCGAAAUCGGCAAGGCUGAGAUUGUGAGAAGUGGUGACGCCGUGACACUCGUGGGCUGGGGCACUCAGGUGCACGUUCUGCUGGAGGUGGCCGACCUAGCGCGGGAGAAGCUCGGCGUGUCCUGCGAGGUGAUAGACCUCGUCUCCAUCCUACCUUGGGACGCGGAACUCGUGUGCAAGGUGGGGAACAACGGCGUUAUUAGGCGAGAGAACGUUUCCUUGAGAGACGGAAGAUCGAUUUCGUGAUAUUCCGCUUAAGGCGAGGAGCCCGACGUGAUUCCUCCCGCCUCCUCCUCGCAGUCCCUCGUUGCCGCGUUCGCGCGCACGUUCCCCAUUAACGCCGAAUCUCAAGGGCCACACAAUCGGCGCGAUAUAUAUCUCUCCUCCUCUUUCCCUUCUCGCCGUUUCUCUCUCGGAUUUAACUCGAGGUUCCCGGAAUACGGUGA
This is a messenger RNA of Pogonomyrmex barbatus (red harvester ant), 1041 nucleotides long. RefSeq names its product Branched chain keto acid dehydrogenase E1 subunit beta (gene BckdhB). Lineage: Eukaryota; Metazoa; Arthropoda; Insecta; Hymenoptera; Formicidae. Gene Ontology annotation, biological process: branched-chain amino acid catabolic process; response to nutrient. The record is from RefSeq and is a predicted model, not a curated record. Gene Ontology annotation, cellular component: oxoglutarate dehydrogenase complex.